AUGGUAUUGGUUGAUAUGCAUUCAACACCCGGCCAACCUUGGGACUAUUGUCCAAGGACAACUUUGAGAAGAAUUGCAACUAAAUUGGAAGAAGAAUUUGGUUUGGUUGUAAGUACUGGUUUUGAGAGUGAGUUUUAUCUUCUAAGAAGGGAAGAUAACAACAAUUGGAUUGCAAUUGAUUCCACAUCGUACUGCUCAGUUGCAGCCUUUGAUGGUGCAUCACUUGUUCUGUUAGAAGUUCUUAAAGCUCUUCAAAGCAUGCAUUAUUUUGUAGAGCAGUUGCACGCAGAGGCAGGAGAUGGUCAAUUUGAAGUAGCAUUAGGGUAUCCGUCUUGUGUAUGUGUUGCUGACAAUUUAGUCUUCCUACGAGAAUCUGUAAGGGCAAUAGCAACCAAAAAGUCUCUACGUGCAACUUUCCUUCCCAAGUACUUCCCGAUGGAUAUUGGUUCUGGUUGCCAUGUACAUUUAAGUUUAUGGAAGGAUGGCAAGAACAGAGUUUAUGGCUAG
Molecule: messenger RNA, 507 nt
Organism: Cryptomeria japonica (Japanese cedar)
Lineage: Eukaryota; Viridiplantae; Streptophyta; Pinopsida; Cupressales; Cupressaceae
Exons: 1
Coding region: 1-507 (168 amino acids)
Molecular function (GO): glutamine synthetase activity
Source: RefSeq, a predicted model, not a curated record